Urocitellus parryii (Arctic ground squirrel) is the source of this 5464-nucleotide messenger RNA. RefSeq names its product transmembrane 9 superfamily member 3 (gene Tm9sf3). Gene Ontology annotation, biological process: protein localization to membrane. The record is from RefSeq and is a predicted model, not a curated record. Gene Ontology annotation, cellular component: membrane. Lineage: Eukaryota; Metazoa; Chordata; Mammalia; Rodentia; Sciuridae.
GCGGGCCCGCGUCGCGAGGCACUUCCGGCGUGUGCCGGGGUGGCCGGAUGACGUGGCUGAGUCAGAGGAAGAGGCUAAGGCCGGGGGGCGGAGGAGGCUCGGGAGCGGGCGGUGACGGCGACGGCGGAGGCAGCGGCUGGGCCCGGGCCCCGUGCGUCUGUCCGCGCCCCGUGGAUGCGAAUCGGCCGCGGCACAAGCGGCGGCGGCGGAGGAGUCGGUGGGCCGGCGCCGGGCCGGCGCGAGCGCGGAGGAUGAGGCCGCUGCCGGGCGCUCCUGGCGUGGUGGCGGCCGCCGCGCUGUUGCUGCUACUGCUGCCCCGGGCCCGGGCGGACGAGCACGAACACACGUAUCAAGAUAAAGAAGAAGUUGUCUUAUGGAUGAAUACUGUUGGGCCCUACCAUAAUCGCCAAGAAACAUAUAAGUACUUUUCACUUCCGUUCUGUGUGGGGUCAAAAAAAAGUAUCAGUCAUUACCAUGAAACUCUGGGAGAAGCACUUCAAGGAGUUGAAUUGGAAUUUAGUGGUCUGGAUAUUAAAUUUAAAGAUGAUGUGAUGCCAGCCACUUACUGUGAAAUUGAUUUAGAUAAAGAAAAGAGAGAUGCCUUUGUUUAUGCUAUUAAAAAUCACUACUGGUACCAGAUGUACAUAGAUGACUUACCAAUAUGGGGUAUUGUUGGUGAAGCAGAUGAAAAUGGAGAAGAUUAUUACCUUUGGACCUACAAGAAGCUUGAAAUAGGUUUUAAUGGAAAUCGAAUUGUUGAUGUUAAUYUAACUAGUGAAGGAAAGGUGAAACUGGUUCCCAAUACCAAAAUACAGAUGUCAUAUUCAGUAAAAUGGAAAAAGUCAGAUGUAAAAUUUGAAGAUCGAUUUGACAAAUAUCUUGAUCCGUCCUUUUUUCAACAUAGGAUUCAUUGGUUUUCAAUCUUCAACUCCUUCAUGAUGGUGAUCUUCUUGGUAGGCUUAGUUUCAAUGAUUUUAAUGAGAACAUUAAGAAAAGAUUAUGCCCGGUACAGUAAAGAAGAAGAAAUGGAUGACAUGGAUAGAGACCUAGGAGAUGAAUAUGGAUGGAAGCAGGUGCAUGGAGAUGUAUUUAGACCAUCAAGUCACCCGCUAAUAUUUUCCUCUCUCAUUGGUUCUGGAUGUCAAAUAUUUGCUGUAUCUCUCAUUGUUAUUAUUGUUGCAAUGAUAGAAGAUUUAUAUACAGAGAGGGGAUCAAUGCUCAGUACAGCCAUAUUUGUCUAUGCUGCUACAUCUCCAGUAAAUGGGUAUUUUGGAGGAAGUCUGUAUGCUAGACAAGGAGGAAGGAGAUGGAUAAAACAGAUGUUCAUUGGGGCAUUCCUUAUCCCAGCUAUGGUGUGUGGCACAGCCUUCUUCAUCAAUUUUAUAGCCAUUUAUUACCAUGCUUCAAGAGCCAUUCCUUUUGGAACAAUGGUGGCUGUUUGUUGCAUCUGUUUUUUUGUUAUUCUUCCUCUAAAUCUUGUUGGUACAAUACUUGGCCGAAAUCUGUCAGGUCAGCCCAACUUCCCUUGUCGUGUCAAUGCUGUGCCUCGUCCUAUACCGGAGAAAAAAUGGUUUAUGGAGCCUGCAGUUAUCGUUUGCCUGGGAGGAAUUUUACCUUUUGGCUCUAUCUUUAUUGAAAUGUAUUUCAUCUUCACGUCUUUCUGGGCAUAUAAGAUCUAUUAUGUCUAUGGCUUCAUGAUGCUGGUGCUGGUCAUCCUGUGCAUUGUGACCGUCUGUGUGACCAUUGUGUGCACAUACUUCUUGCUAAAUGCAGAGGAUUAUAGGUGGCAAUGGACAAGUUUUCUCUCUGCUGCAUCAACUGCAAUCUAUGUUUACAUGUAUUCCUUUUACUACUAUUUUUUCAAAACAAAGAUGUAUGGCUUAUUUCAAACAUCAUUUUACUUUGGAUAUAUGGCGGUAUUUAGCACAGCCUUGGGGAUAAUGUGUGGAGCAAUUGGUUACAUGGGAACAAGUGCCUUUGUUCGAAAAAUCUAUACUAAUGUGAAAAUUGACUAGAGACCCAAGAAAACCUGGAACUUCGGAUCAAUUUCUCUUUCAUAGGGGUGGAACUUGCACAGCAAAAAAAGCGCAAGAAGAGAUUUGGGCUUAACACUGGGUACUUUGUGGGUCUCUUUCGUGGAUGGCUUAAAGUAACAUCUAUUUCCAUUGAUCCUAGGUUCGUACUGACUGCUUUCUCCAACUGUUCACAGCAAAUGCUUGGAUUUUAUGCAGUAGGCAUUACUACAGUACAUGGCUAAUCUUCCCAAAAACUAGCUCAUUAAAGAUGAAAUAGACCAGCUCUCUUCAGUGAAGAGGACAAAUAGUUUAUUUAAAGCAUUUGUUCCAAUAAAAUAAGUAGAGGGAAACUUGGAUGCUAAAAUUACAUGAGUAGAAAUCUUCCUGGCACUUAGUGUUUCUACAUUAUUGAAAAAUGAUGUUCCAGAAAGAUUACUUUUUUUCUCUUAUUUUUACUGCCAUCGUCGACCUAUUGUGGGACAUUUUUAUAUAUUGAAUCUGGGUUCUUUUUUGACCUGUUAUAGGUUUUUUUCUCCUCCAGUUCAACUGCAUCCUUUUUUUAAAAAAAGAGAAUUAAAAAAUAUUAAAUUCUGCAUGUAAUAUAUCUGCUGUCAUCUUAGUUGGACCAGCUUCCCGUUUAUUUAUCUUAAAAUUAUCCAGUUAUAUCUUAAUUCCAUCCAAAGAAGAUACAGUCUGAAGAUAGAGGUGUACUCUCUACAAUGCAAUUUACUGUACAGUUAGAAAGCCAAGUGUUAAAUGGAGAAGAUAAGUUGUUUUUAUUAAACAUUUUGAGAUUUAGAUAAACUACAUUUUAACUGAAUGUCUAAAGUGAUUAUCUUUUUCCCCCAAGGUUAGUCUUAAAAUCUUUUUUUGAGUUUGAAUGAAGGCUUUACAUAAGAAAUUAUUAAAAGCAAGGGGGUGGGUAAUAAAUGUAUAUAACAUUAAAUAAUGUAACGUAGGUGUAGAUUCCCAGAUGCGUUUGGAUGUACAGAUGGACUAUGGAGUACUUUUUUCUGAUGAUGAUUGGUGUAGAAAUGUGUGAAUUUGGGUGGCUUUUUACAUCUUGCCUACCAUUGCAUGAAACAUUGGGGUUUCUUCAAAAUGUGUGUGUCAUACUUCUUUUGGAAGGGGGGUUGUUUUCUUCUGUUUCUUUUCUGAGACUCCUACAGGAGCUAAAUUUGUAAUUUAGAAACAUUUAAUUUUGUUAAUCCUGUCUGGGACACUUAAGUAACAUCUAAAGCAUUACUGCUUUAGAAUGUUCAAAUAAAAUUUCCUGACCAAAUUGUUUUGUGGAAAUAGAUGUGUUUGCAAUUUGAAAGAUAACUGUUCAAAAGGCAAUAUUACUUAAUGCCAGUUAUUUUUUAAUAGACUAUAAAAUAUGCCUUUCUAAUACAGAGGACCCUCACUUCAAAAUCCCCAAACUGUCAUACAUCUAGAAUAUCCAGUAUAGUCACAAAGUGAAUGACAAACCUUUUGAAUGAAACUAUGGUGCAAAAUCUGUUAGGUUGGUAUAACGUGGAAAGUGGGGUGGGGUAUAAGUGGUUAGCAAAUAUAGGUUACAGUUUUCUAAGAGAUUUUAAUUUUUAUUACAUUUUUCCCAGAACUAUCCAUAAUGUAAAGUUUUCCUAGAACCACUGAGUUUCUAGUUUAAUGGUUUGCUAUGCAAAUGACCACCUAAAACAAUACUGUAUAUUGGUAUUUUUAGAAAGUCUCAAAUGAGUUGUAUUAAACCUUAAUGUGAAAAUCAUGUCAAUAAUAAUUACAUUAGAUGUUUUCAUUACAAAAAUAUAUUUCUAUAAAGUAAUGGACUCCAUAUCCUAUGUUGUAGCAUAUAAGACCUAUGAAGAGUGAAUUUCUCACCUCAAGUGUGGUUGAUAUAAACAAACAGAAACUGUAGGUAGAACUUCUUUUUCAAGACAGAAUGUGAUAUUAAAUGUAAUCCACUGGUUCUUCCACUUUGUCUUCUCACCUGCCUUUAUGAUCUUGUAAGAAAAGAAACUAAAAGGCAAUAUUUAAUUGCUUAUAUUGUGUAAUUUUUUAACAUGUUAGAGCACUCUUAGUAUAAGAAUAUAGGCUAUCUGAUGGAGUAUAAACUGAAUGGCAAACUUUUGUCUUAAUCAAAAUGCAGUUUAUUUUUGUGAUAUGAUUCUUGCAGGUAAGAUAUAAGAUUGAGAAUAUGUUUAGCUGCUUUCAGUUGCACCAACUCUACUAAGUUGAGCUGUAUUUGACAUUCUUUGGAAUCUAAAAAAUGAUUUUCUAGUUUCCAAAUACAUUAAGAACAUCAACAUUAACAUAAAUCACUUUGAAAAGUCCUUUAGAAAAAGGCUCAUUGGUUUGUGGCUUCAUAGAGAGGUAAAUAUAUAUGUGAGUCUUGAAAAAGAUAUAGUUUACAAAUGGUUUAGCUCCCUAGCACUCAUCAGUUGUAGAAUAGUAAAGUAAAAUAUUAUUUAAGUUAAUUGAAAAGUGGGGUUUUUCUACACUCCAUCAAUGCUGCAUAUGUCUUCGAUUUGCUAACGUUGGCUCAACUGACACUAUCAAAAACUAAGGAUAAACUUUCUCUGUCUUUAAGCAUGCUUCUCCUGAAAUUUAACUACAUUAGUAGUUUACAUUGCUUCAUAUAUCUGCUCAUCCAAGGGUAGGAUAAAGUAAAACUGUAACAAAAGGAAGGUGGUAAAGUUUUCUUCAGUAUGUACCAUGUUGGGUUCUUAGAUGGUACUGGGUUUGCCCAUAAAUCAAAUCCCAUACUCUUAAAAUUCAUUUAUUGUGGUGAUGUCUGAACCUAGUGAAUGGUAUACUCGGGUAUUUUCCUCUGAAAGUGGAUAGACCUCUUUAUAAAGGUGGUUGCUGCAAAUUCCAGUUCUUCCAAAAGCCACUUUUAGGGUUUAUCCACAAAUUAUAUUCAUUUUGAUAUAGCUUUUGUUUCCUAAAUGUUUACCAACCACCAUAUGCCAAAUGUCUUGCAAAUAAAUAUUAUUUUAAAGUGUCCUCAAUUUUUACAAAUGUAAAAAGAUACAGCAUAUUAAUGUAACUUGUUCAGGAAAAGCUACAUACUGAAGGGCUUCUGUAUAUGAAUUCUAAGGGGGAAAGGCCUGUUUGUAAAAAAUCUAUACACCGCAGUUCCAUCUGGGUUUUAAGUUUAGAUUUCAGUGUGUCUUAGUGCUUCAUUCUAUUGGUUUAUUGGAACAUACAAUAAGUAGGAGUAGUGCUGUAUAAAAACAAAUAUUCAUUAAUAUUUUAUAAAAGAUCUUCAUUAAAGUUCUAUAAUUAUGAAGCUAUGUUUUAAUAAUCAAGAGUUAAUCAGAGAAGUGGAAAUUUAGGAAGAUUGUUUGAAAAUGUGUACAGAAAUAGACUAGAUUUGCAGAUAGAGUAGAUCAGAGUUAACAUUAUACCUGCAGAAAUUUUUAAGAUUUAAAUUCAGUCUGAGUAAUAAGUCUAGUUCUCUCCUUUGA